GUGGUGUGUAAGACGGAGUCGAGAACGGAUUCACAAGAAUAAAAAAAAAACUGAAAAAAAAUUGUGACUUGGAAACAUGUCUCUUCUAAAGCAGACUCUUUGUACUGGCGUAGUAUGCUGGCUAUGCAUGAGCAUGGGAGUGACAUUCACCUGGCCAUCGUCAACGCUCCUGCUGUUCCGUUCUGAGAACACUACACUCCACCGGCCUAUGACAGAGGCCGAACAGGCUCUCUUCGGUAGCCUGUCUUCCAUUGGAGCCCUAAUAUCCACGCCGGCCGCUGGAUUCUUACUGGAUAUCAUUGGACGGAAAUACACCUCCAUACUUUUCUCGUUAAUGCAUGUGAUAUGCUGGGCUAUGGUGAUAUCUUCAAACCGAGUAGAAGUCAUCCUGACUGCCAUCUUUGUGUCUGGUAUCGGAGGGGCCGCAUUCCUCGUGGUUCCGGUGUACAUCGCUGAAUUCUGUGAAGACUCCCUCAGAGGAGGCAUGACUUCAGGAGCCAUGAUAUUCUACGCUGUGGGGAUGAUCAUCUCUUACGCUAUAGGCGGCUGGAUGGAUUAUUACCCUAUGGUCUAUGUAUGCGUCUCUAUUGCCGUGGUUGGAGUUACCCUCUUAAGUUUGUUGAAGGAGACGCCAGUGUUUUUAAUGAUGAAGGGAAGGGAAGAGGAAGCCAGAGAGUCUUUGGCGUUCUACAGAAAUAAGAAGAAACAGUCCAAAGCGAUUACUCAAGAAAUUGAGACUAUCCGCCGGACAUUAAACCCAGAUUUGGAUUCUCCAGAUACUCCUGAAGAAGAAGAGCUAAAGCUGAAGCCAGAAACCAAACGCGUAAAAACCAAAGAGAAACUGUCCAUAAUUCAGUUUAUUAAAAAAUCCUACUCGACCCGUCGAGCGCUCUGCGUGAUCUUGGUACUUAUGACCGCGUCCGUCUUCCAAGGCCUAGUGGCAGUUCAAGUCUACGCCGAGCCACUCUUCGCAGAAGCCAUACCUAGCAUGUCUGCUACCGUCUCUAGUGUGCUGUCUUCAAUCAUUACUGUUGUUGCUGGGCUGACGACGGCGUAUCUGACGGAUAUUGCUGGAAGAAAGCCUCUCAUGAUCUGGUCAUCCGUUGCAUCAGGCGCCUGCUGCUUACUCCUGGGAUCCCAGAUUCACAUGCACUGGGCCCCACACAGUGUCACUGCUGUCUUCAUCUUCUCCUUCUGUAUAGUGUACACGCUUGGUGCUGGCACCAUUCCUUAUAUCUUGAGCCCGGAGGUGUUCUUGCCUGAGGUCAGAAGCUUAGUCUCCAUGCUGGUAAUCGAGUGGUCCUGGCUAUGUAACUUCAUCAUUCUCCUGAUCUUCAAUCCUCUAGUCACGGCCAUCGGGUUAGGACCCGUCUUCUACAUCUUUGCCGUGGUCUGUUUCUUCUCAGCGGUCUUCACGCAUUUCUUCUUGCCGGAGACGAAAGGGUUGCCCGUCGAUGCCGUGCAGUUGCUGUUUAGUAAGAAGAGAAGGCCGGUGCCCAUGCAUGCGUAGAAUAAAUAUUUUCUAAGGAUUA
Leguminivora glycinivorella is the source of this 1532-nucleotide messenger RNA. Its product is annotated as monosaccharide-sensing protein 1-like. Gene Ontology annotation, cellular component: membrane. NCBI's taxonomy places the organism in Eukaryota, Metazoa, Arthropoda, Insecta, Lepidoptera, Tortricidae. Gene Ontology annotation, biological process: transmembrane transport. Gene Ontology annotation, molecular function: transmembrane transporter activity. The transcript has 8 exons. The record is from RefSeq and is a predicted model, not a curated record. The coding region runs from base 77 to 1510 and encodes 477 amino acids.